This is a messenger RNA of Vollenhovia emeryi, 3430 nucleotides long. RefSeq names its product NAD-dependent protein deacetylase Sirt6 (gene Sirt6). The transcript has 7 exons. Gene Ontology annotation, molecular function: NAD+ binding. The record is from RefSeq and is a predicted model, not a curated record. Bases 440 to 1657 code for a protein of 405 amino acids. NCBI's taxonomy places the organism in Eukaryota, Metazoa, Arthropoda, Insecta, Hymenoptera, Formicidae.
UCGUGCAUGAAUUGAAUACACGCGAGACGAACCCAAGCGUCCGCGGCGUCCGGAACGACCGACCGCCGCUCCUACGGCGCGCGGCUCAGGGCGCAUGCCCCGGGGGGUUUAUUAUCUUCUUUCUGUUCAAGUGCCAUUUCGUUGCAUGCAGUGCAGUCUAUAAAACAGAAUGCGUUCUCCGCGGGUCUCGAGUUUCCUAUCACUUAUCGUCAUUCGUAGCGUAUAAACAUAACAGCACGCGGUCAUUAGCUCUCGAUUCAUAUUGUUUACGUAUUCGUCUGGCACAUGGGAGGGCGGCCGGAGCGCGGCUGAAAAUCGCGUCGGACCCGCUUCGCGAGUGACGACGAGCACGUAUCGCCGUUCGUGGCGUUCCCUCGAGGCGUCGUGAUUACAGAUAUCGGUGCGCGGGACUCACCCCGGGCCUUGCGGACGCGCAAAAAUGUCAUCGAGCUACGCGGACGGGUUAUCGCCGUACGAAAACAAAGGAGUGCUGGGACAGGAGGAGAGAUACGACAGCGUCGAGACCCUUCGCCUGAAAUGCGGCCUCCUGGCCGACUGGAUACACGGCGCGCGCCACGUCGUCCUCCACACCGGCGCCGGCAUCAGCACCGCCGCUGGCAUCCCCGACUUUCGGGGUACAAAUGGCGUCUGGACAUUGGAACAGAAGGGUUUGAAACCUUCUAUGAACAUCUCUUUUGACGAAGCAAUCCCCACAAAGACGCAUAUGGCAUUGAAAAAACUGAUUGAGGCCAAAAAAGCAAAAUUCAUUAUAAGUCAGAAUAUAGAUGGACUGCAUCUACGAUCGGGAAUACAGAGGCAGCAUCUUGCUGAAUUGCAUGGAAACAUGUUUACAGAGCAGUGUGACAAAUGUGGCAGACAAUUUAUUCGUAACUUCGCGACUAAAAGCGUGGGAAAGAAAUCCUUGGACACUGUAUGCAGAUCGGAGCAAAUAGGCGGUCGUCCGUGCCGUGGCCGAAUGCACGACACCAUUCUCGAUUGGGAGCAUAAUUUGCCGGACAGCGACUUGACACUGUCUGAUCUUCACUCCAGUGUCGCCGAUUUGAGUAUAUGCCUGGGAACGACGUUACAAAUUAUUCCAAGUGGUAAUCUGCCUUUGUACACGAAAAAAUAUGGAGGCCGUCUCGUUAUAUGUAAUCUGCAACCGACGAAACAUGAUAAGAAAGCUGACUUGAUCAUUAACGGCAACGUCGACGAGAUAAUGGUCGCGGUUAUGAAAAAAUUGGGAUUGGAAAUUCCGGAAUACGAAAGCAGCAUGGAUCCAACGCGAAACUCCGACACAACGGCUAAAGAGAUGGACUGGACAAUCCCGACCAGCAGAGUAAAGGAGAUGAAUGUGCUGUACAAAAAGGUGUGCAAGCCGAUGCGGAGGAAACGGAAAACGUUUAUGUAUGAGAGAGAGAGAACAGACACCAAACCGGAAACUAAAGCCAGGAAGCAAGCAUUUACGGUUAAGCAAGAAAUCAAAACGGAAGAUAAUAAAACUACAUCGGGUGAAAUGUAUAAGACCGGAAACGAUCGUGUGGGUGACAGCUCCGUUAAGACAGAAGAGACCGUGGAGGAUGUUGAAACGUGUAGAUACUCGAUGGAAGACGCAACGGAGCAUAACACUGAUCUGAAAAUGAAUCAAACGGUGUAGCAAGUUUUGAAGUAAUAAUUUUCCAUUCUAAUAUUUCGAUUAUUCUCAGUGUACGCUACAGUUACUUAUGAGUGCAUAUUGAAUAAUGUUCAUUAUCCGUAUAAAAUAUGCGAUAGAUUUGCUGAUGUUCAAUAGGCACACUUGCUGCACAUUUAGUAUUAAAUGUGGCUUUCCCUCUUCCUCCCUUUGUCUUCCUUUGUCUCUUCUUUUUUCCUCCUUUCUCCCUCUCUCUUUAGUCCUUUUGUCCUUUCUCUGUUCCAUUUUUUAUUUGUAAAGAAAUAUACGAGACGAAAGAUACAAUUAUGAAACGUAAUUAUAUCUUUACUAAGAUAGUUGCUUCUAUAUAUUUACAUAUUUUUAUCCAAACUUGUAUUCCGGAAGCAAUAACAAAUGAUCCUCAUCCGCGAAAAUAGUAUUUCGGUCUGUAUAAUUUUAUAAACGCGUACCAAUUGUGGACAUUUAACAUUAAAUGUGCAAUAUAAGAAUAUAAUUUUGUUUUCAGGACGUCAUUUGUGACAAAGACAGUGAAAAUAUUCCGAUAGUUGUAUAUAUUCUUAUUAGUGUCUACAAAGUUCCGUUUGCGUGCUGCAUCUGCUUUUUACAAGUAGCCUAUAUAUUUACGCAUAUGCAUAUUAGAUAUUGCGACGAGAGAUUCGACAUAGAGAGAUUAAAUCUCUCGACAAGCAACGUGUUCCAGAUUUCUCGUGCAUAAUACGAUACUUUUUCCACUAUAGAUUACUAAUAAGAGAUUUUUCGAUAAAAAAAAAGAUCUUCCUAGAAGACGUUUUGCCAGUAAGAACUUCCAUAAGCUUUUUUUAAUUGAGAAUAGCUGAAUUCCAAGUAGUUGCUUGAUCGUAAUAAUAAGAAUAAUACAGAUAUGAGAGCUGCCUAGUACACGAAUACUUUAUGCCCAUAUAAAUGGUUGAGAAAUUAUAUCUCCGACAGAUUUUUAUAUUAUCUAUUAAAGAACUAGAGAUUUUCAUAUAUAUAAUUUUCCUCUAUCUUCCAUUCCUUUCGUGAAUAUCUUUCAUUGAUUCUGCAAUUUUCAGCAAUGCAAAAAAUACAUGUAUCCUGCGAAAAAAUAUGUAUAAAAAAAAAGUAUAUCUAUCGAGAUAAUUUUGAACGUCUCAAAUAUGGCUGAGAAAAAAAUAUAAACCUAAUUAAGAAAGGGGCAAAAUAGCAAAAAUGAUUUUAAAAAUGUGGCGUUACGAACGAUUGGAUUAUAAAGAGAUUAUGAAUCCAGCGUCGUUUCUACUGGCGACAUUUCCUUAUGACUUUCCUAAAUAAUUGCUUCCGUAAAUAGAUUAAUUCUGGGUCCCGUUGAUCGUCCUCGAUGUUCAGGUAUGUUUGCCUUAUGAAAAUUGACAGCGCACACGGGACCGAUUUGCGCGUCAUAUAAUACAAAGCACAUUGUAUAAGUAAGCUAAUAGCACUAUUUGCUACAAGCUGAUGUUAGAUUGUCCGAUAAAUUCAGAUGUUGAAUUUUUAACAGAGUGCGCCGUUUUCCAUAUAGUGUUGAAGGGAAUGUUGAAAGUAAAAGUUUUAACAAUAUCUCGCAGAGUUAGUAUGCUAAACGAUUUUUCGCGCGUAGAUUAUACAAGCUGCCACUUGUAGAGUGCAUUCCGAUAGAAUGCGAUAUAGCGAAUCAUGUAAUAUUUAUAUGUACAUAGUGAUGUUUGCUUCAUUCAUCGUAAUACAUGACUUUAUUUAAGUAAUCAUUAUUAUUCGCCAGAUAUAAUAUUCGGAAAUAAAAAAUACAUCUAUGAAAAGGUC